UUCAGUUCUUGGUGAAAAAGCGAUGAAGAUCCUGUACUUGUUGACGUUCAUGAUCACGCUGUCUGGUGUUCUCACUCAGGACAGUGGAUGGCGUGUGAAUUAUCCUGAUAAUCUGAUCUGUGCUGUGAGAGGAUUCAGUGUCUCCAUUCCCUGUAGUUAUUAUUAUCCAACAUCAAAUCCCAACAUUCAGGUGACACAAAGGCUUUGGUGCUCAAUGAACUCAAACACGGGAAAGUGUACAGCCCCUCCGUAUGUUUAUAACAGCUCAUCAAACACCAAGUCAGACUUUGAGUACGUUGGAGACGACAAAUCAAACUGCACUUUGUUAAUCCACAAUGUACAGUUUAAUUAUUCUGGAGAGUACAGAUUCAGAUUUAUAACUGAUGCGACCAAUGGCAGAUGGACAGGUGAACCUGGAGUGACUCUACAAACUGCAGAUUUAAAGGUGUCACUAAUCAGGCUCAGUGGAAAUGGAACCCUUAAACAAGGAGACUCGUUAAAUCUGACGUGUGAUGUGAACUGCACACACAGUUCCUCACAGUUUGUGUGGUCUAAGAACAACGAGCAGUUAAACACAUCAGGACCCGUUCUUCACUUUCCUGCUCUAACCGUGAGGGAUUCUGGGAAUUACACCUGCACUUGGAAAACCAAGGAGACGUCAGGAUCUAAAACCAUCAUCCUUCAGGUCGAGGAUUUAACAGGAGAUUUUGCCCAGUGGAAAAUCUGGAUCAUUGUUUUGGUGAUUGUUGUUGUGAUAGCGAUCGUAGCAGCUGUCGUUUUCUACUGGAGGGAAAGAGGAAAAGCUCAGGAUCAAAACUAUGGGAAAACUACAGAGAAAGCUUGGGUUGAAGAAAACACACAUUAUAUACAAAUAAAACCAGAGCUAAACUACUCUCCUCGGCUGGGUGAGGAAACAUUGCACAAAGAGGAAGUGACUUAUGCGUCUGUGCGUAUUAAAGCCAAAGAACAAAAGCAAGGGUGUGUCCACACUGAACAACAGAAAGAGGACGACAGUGUUAUCUACAGCAGUGUCAUAAAAUCUGAUCACAAUCUAAAAAAACUGUUAUCCUGAAUUCUGUAAAUCGCACAUACAUGUUGGUAGAGUAACACGUUCUUAACAUAAAGAUGCUGCUCAACAUCGUCUCCAUCACGAUCCAUCUCCAUCUUAAGUUAAGUUAGGUUAAGCCUUUAGUGAAAUUCUUUCUUCGCAUAUCCCUGCGUAACUGGGGUUAGCCAUGAUUCAGCGUCCCUGGAGCAGAUAGUGUUAAGGGCCUUGCUCAAGGGCCCAAUAAUGGCAACUUUUAUAUAUAUAUAUAUUUUUUUUAAUGAAUUGUAGAAUUAUUUAUGAAAACCUUAAACAUUUGUUCACUAUAGUAUGGUUAUAAGAAACAUAGCUUUUUGACGAGUAAACCAAAAGAAGCUAAUCUGUAUCUUAGAAAUCCGCGAUCUUUCAGUAGAUAUUAUUCGUUUAAGUAUGUAAAGCUGACAAAUCUUUAGUAAAACACAUUUGUAACCCUAACUAAUGAUAAAUCAUUGAGUCACUGCUUGAAACCUCAGGAAGAGGUCAGAAAAGAUCUGAAGUUUGUUGAGAAACAGAAACUUUUAGAAAGUCUUUUAAAUAGCUAAGAACAGUUUUUUCUUCCUAGAAAUUACAUUGUUUUUUAAAUAAGAGUUAUGUAAAUUUCCUAUGUGUUUAAAUGCAACAUUAAUGUAGUUCUUGGAUUUCAGACAUUAGUGUGUAGAAAUGCUUUACAGCAGAUUUCUCCAUGUACAGGAUUUACACAGCAGCGGCUAGCAUUAGCAUUAGUAACUAAACUGAUUCAGUCUAUUGACUUGUUGACUUUCAUGUUAAUAAAGUAAUUUCUUAGAAAUGUUGGGUUACUGCUGUACAAUAAUUAAAUGCCAUUUUAUCAUCAUUAGCCUUUUUUUCCGUUCCGUCUGAUCUAUUUUAACUUUUAAAAAGUUAUGAAUGUGAC
Molecule: messenger RNA, 1976 nt
Organism: Clarias gariepinus (North African catfish)
Lineage: Eukaryota; Metazoa; Chordata; Actinopteri; Siluriformes; Clariidae
Exons: 7
Coding region: 23-1072 (349 amino acids)
Source: RefSeq, a predicted model, not a curated record